This is a messenger RNA of Catharus ustulatus (Swainson's thrush), 1548 nucleotides long. RefSeq names its product transmembrane protein 100 (gene TMEM100). The transcript has 3 exons. The record is from RefSeq and is a predicted model, not a curated record. The coding region runs from base 385 to 789 and encodes 134 amino acids. Gene Ontology annotation, biological process: cellular response to BMP stimulus. Lineage: Eukaryota; Metazoa; Chordata; Aves; Passeriformes; Turdidae.
GCCGCCCCGCCCGCCGCUGAAUUUGCUCCGGUCCCUUAAUUGUUUCGCUCUCACCGAGAACUUUGUUUACAGUCCCUUGUGCGGGCGAGCUGCAUCCCCUCUUAUGCUGGCUGCGGGCUGGUGGCCGCCGCAGUCCCGCCCGGCGGCCGGGAGGAAUCUUCCAUGCUAGAAUAUUGUCACCUCCAGUUCAUCAUCCAGCAACAUCUGGCACUUCAAAGACUCGAGCAGCUCCUUGUGCCUUGAAUUUCAUACAAGACAUCUUCAGAACUCUCCCUCUGCUUUCUGAGUCAAGGAUCUGUUACCAUGGGUUUCUCCUGGAUCUGUGCAGCAUGUGCUCAGCAGAGCCUGCUCUAGCCUAAGGACGGGCGAGCCAAGACAACCAAGAUGACAAACGAUCCUAUCAAAGAGAUCCUGGGCACCCCGAAGCACCCUGACUCUGCAGGCACAGAGAAGAGCAACAACAAUGACUGUGUGAUAACCACAGUCCCUCUGGUCAGCGAGUGCCAGCUGACAGCAGCCACGGGGGGAGCUGAGCUCUCCUGCUACCGCUGCACCGUCCCCUUCGGCGUGGUCAUCCUGAUCGCCGGCGUCGUGGUCACUGCCGUGGCCUACAGCUUCAACUCCCAUGGAUCCAUCAUCUCCGUCUUUGGGCUGGUCCUCUUGUCCUCAGGACUCGUCCUGCUGGCUUCCAGCGUUGUGUGCUGGAAGAUCAGGCAGCAGAGGAAGAAGGCAAAGAGGAGGGAGAGCCAGACGGCGCUGGUGGCAAACCAGAGAACCUUGUUUGGCUAAAGGCAGCCCAGAGAAGGCUGGACAGAAGGCAGAACCUUUGUAAGUCAACUUGGAUAUUUAUUGGAGACAUUGCAGAUUUUAAUUUAACUGUGGAAACGAACUGAAGUGAAAAUGGAAUGGAUUAAGAAAUACUUGUAAAACUCUGCAAGUGCUCUCAAUGUAUUUCUUACUGCAGACUUGGUAGUGACUCUUUCCAAGACAGAGGAAAACUCAUUUUUCCUUCACAGAAAACUGUGUCACAUAACUGCAGCCAUCCUAAGUGCAUUCUCCAACAUGCUGAUCGUGUUGGAAAGGGAACUUGUGGGAACUGAGAAAAUAAUUUGAACUGUCUUGAAGUGCAAGAGGUCUCCUUAAAACACUGACAUUUGACCAAGGGAGAAGUCAUAGCAUUUGAAGUGACUACAGGCUUAUGGCCAGAGUAUUUGAGACUUAAACUGUAGUUUAAAAAAAAAAAAAGCAAAAAAAAAAAAAAGCAGUAUGAACACAUUGCAAAUAGCUCAAUAAGCUGAUUCUUAUAUUUUAUGUAACUUCCCCCUCUCAAUAUCUGUGGUACUGUCUCCCUUUUUUAAACCAACUAAUAUUGAUUUUGUUUCACUAUUGAAUAGAAAUCAGUAAAAAUGUGUAAUUAUGUUGUUUAACCUAAAUAAUGAGGUAUGAUCAUAGCUAAAAAUAUGAGACUUUUUUGUAAAUUAAAGUGGUCAGGUUUAGCACUUUUGAUUAUUUUGCUAUAAAACUAAAAAAUAAAUUUCAUUAAAAUAA